This is a messenger RNA of Rhinopithecus roxellana (golden snub-nosed monkey), 2545 nucleotides long. It is a transcript of the gene BBS4, whose product is annotated as Bardet-Biedl syndrome 4. The record is from RefSeq and is a predicted model, not a curated record. Gene Ontology annotation, cellular component: ciliary basal body. The transcript is spliced from 16 exons. Gene Ontology annotation, molecular function: protein binding. The coding region runs from base 92 to 1675 and encodes 527 amino acids. Lineage: Eukaryota; Metazoa; Chordata; Mammalia; Primates; Cercopithecidae. Gene Ontology annotation, biological process: cilium assembly; protein localization to cilium.
AUGGCUGCGGAGAGGGUUGCGACGGUGAGCGCCGAGAUUCUCUUUAGCAGCCCGUCCAGGGCAAGGCAGGCUGGCGGGUGGCCUCUGUCCCAUGCAGCGGUUCCUGGAGAGAGGCGGAGCUGGGUGCCGAGCGGCUCAGAGAACUCAAUUUCCUGCAUCUACUGAGUCUCAAAAACCACAUCAGAAAAAAGCUCCAGAGUUUCCUAUUUUGGAGAAGCAGAACUGGUUGAUUCAUCUUCAUUAUAUCCGGAAAGAUUAUGAAGCCUGCAAGGCUAUUAUCAAAGAACAGCUUCAGGAGACUCAGGGAUUGUGUGAAUAUGCUAUCUAUGUCCAAGCAUUGAUAUUUCACCUGGAAGGAAAUAUCCAAGAAUCCCUAGAACUCUUCCAGACAUGUGCAGUUCUAAGCCCUCAGAGUGCUGAUAACCUCAAGCAGGUGGCGAGAUCUUUAUUUCUUUUGGGAAAACAUAAAGCUGCCAUUGAAGUAUAUAAUGAAGCAGCUAAACUCAACCAGAAAGAUUGGGAGAUCAGCCAUAACCUAGGAGUUUGCUACAUUUACCUGAAGCAGUUCAACAAGGCACAAGACCAGUUGCACAAUGCCCUGAAUCUUAAUAGGCAUGAUCUGACUUAUAUAAUGCUGGGGAAGAUCCACUUGCUGGAGGGAGACUUGGACAAGGCCAUUGAAAUCUACAAGAAAGCAGUGGAGUUCUCACCAGAAAAUACAGAGCUUCUUACAACUUUAGGAUUACUCUACUUACAGCUCGGCAUUUACCAGAAGGCAUUUGAACAUCUUGGCAAUGCACUGACUUAUGACCCUACCAAUUACAAGGACAUCUUGGCAGCAGGCAGCAUGAUGCAGACCCACGGGGACUUUGAUGUUGCCCUCACCAAAUACAGAGUUGUGGCUUGUGCUGUUCCAGAAAGUCCUCCACUCUGGAAUAACAUUGGAAUGUGUUUCUUUGGCAAGAAGAAAUAUGUGGCGGCCAUCAGCUGCCUGAAACGAGCCAACUACUUGGCACCCUUCGAUUGGAAGAUUCUGUAUAAUUUGGGCCUUGUCCAUCUGACCAUGCAGCAGUAUGCAUCAGCUUUUCAUUUUCUCAGUGCGGCCAUCAACUUCCAGCCAAAGAUGGGGGAGCUCUACAUGCUCUUGGCAGUGGCUCUGACCAAUCUGGAAGAUAUAGAGAAUGCCAAGAGAGCCUACGCAGAAGCAGUCCACCUGGAUAAGUGUAACCCUUUAGUAAACCUGAACUAUGCUGUGCUGCUGUACAACCAGGGCGAGAAGAAGAACGCCCUGGCCCAAUAUCAGGAGAUGGAGAAGAAAGUCAACCUACUCAAGGACAGUAGCUCUGUGGAAUUUGACUCUGAGAUGGUGGAGAUGGCUCAGAAGUUGGGAGCUGCUCUCCAGGUUGGAGAGGCACUGGUCUGGACUAAACCAGUUAAAGAUCCCAAAUCAAAGCACCGGACCACUUCAACCAGCAAACCUGCCAGUUUCCAGCAGCCUCUGGGCUCUAAUCAAGCUCUAGGACAGGCAAUGUCUUCAGCAGCUGCAUACAGGACACUCCCCUCAGGUGCUGGAGGAACAUCCCAGUUCACAAAGCCCCCAUCUCUUCCUCUGGAGCCAGAGCCUGCCAUGGAAUCAAGUCCAACUGAAACAUCAGAACAAAUAAGAGAGAAAUAAGAAUAGAAUGAAUGACCCCGAAGUAGGGUUUUCUUGGGCGAGGAUGUGCUGGAUUAGGAAAUGUGACAUGGCACAGGCAGAGUGGCACCCACCACAGAACAGAGUAUGUGUUAUGAUUACGAGGAGCCAGCAGUUGAGCUUAAGGUCCUUCUACCUACCUGGUAUUGGCAUUUGAGGUAGGAAACCCUCUAUUGCCCCACAAACCAGGAAAAGUGAAAAGACAGCACAGUUCCUUUAAGAACCGGCAACAAGGCUGGAGGCUGUAUGUAUGCAGCAGAGUCAGCAAGGUAUAUGAUGCUGUCUUUCAAAAGGACUUUUCUCUCCUAGCUGACUGACCCCUUCCUUAGUUCAAGAAACUAAGACAUCUGUUGAGUAGCCCUGUGAUGACAAAGCCUUGGUUUAACUGGGGUGAUCCUUAGGUUGUGAGGUUUAUUAGUCCCCAAGGCAAACAUAAAUAUUAGAUGAAUAAUCCAACUUUAAUAGUAUACAUUUAAAAGAAAAAAAAUAAAAGUCCCGUAAGUUGAGGCCCAGCCUGGUGAGUACUGCAGCUGCAUUUGCCCAAAGGGAAUCCAGAACAAGUCCCUCCCUGUAUUUUGUUCUUGAGAGGGGUCAGUCUAGAAGCCAGAUCCUAUCAGUAUGAGGAGCAGCAGCCCAGGGUUGUCUGGCUCAGCACCAAGGAUUUUUUUUUAAAAAGGAAGAGUUUCUUAGAUGAGUAAUUGUUAUUGAAGACAGUCAGUGAUAACCACUGACCAGAUGCUAUCAAUACACUAUGUGCCGUUUUUAGAAUAGAGAUUAUGUAUCAUCAUUCCUUUGGAGAAAAUUGUUAUUCAGGUAUAAAAACGAGAUCAAAAUAAAAACUUGAACCUGUGA